GCCCGCGACACGAGCAUCACAUUUACUGUCAGACAGUUUAUUACAGCGCACGCGCUUCCGGAAACUUAUUGCUGGUGCGCAGCCUCGCGCGCCGCGACCUGCUUUAAGUUUGUGUUUAUUAAUAGAGAGAGAGAGACUGCUGUCUGUCUGACUGUCUGUCUGUCUGUCUGUCUGUGUGCGCACGCGCGGCUUCGUUGUUAAAAAAUUAAGGCUGCAUUGCUGCUGAUGAUGAAGAAGAUGAUGAUGCUGAUGAUGAAGAUGUUUUCUCCGGAGCAGCUGAGACGCAGAGACUCGUCCUGAAUCAGCUCCGGUUCCGGGCGGGGAGUGAAGCGGAUCUGCGCAGCUUCCACAAAAGCAAGGUAGAGCUGUCUCACUGCACCGGAGUCUGGGCGUGGUCUCAUCACACUGGAGGAGUCUCGCAGCACGCCACAGUCAUGGAGAAGUGCUGUUCUGAAUGUCCAGAGCCGAGAGUGGCCCAGAGUUUAUGCACCUUCUGCAACAAGUGGCUGUGUUUCCAGUGUACAGAUCUGCACCAGCACGAGAGAACGCCAGCAGCUCCACCGCCUGAGUCCCGCCUUCACCCAAGCACCAGCAGCCCCACCCUGCCCUCAGAACCAGGUUCGGCGUGUUGUGGCCGAGCGGUCGUCAUGUGUCUGCACCAUAAACAGGAGCUUCUGGAGCUCUUCUGUGAGACGUGUGACCUUCUGGCCUGCAGCAGCUGCCACCUGUCUGCACACAAGGACCAUCGGCUGAUCCACGUUGGCAAGGCUUUACAGGAUCAGCGCUGGCUCCUGGAGAACCUGAUGGCUCGGGUGGAGGAGAAGAGAUCCGCUGUGGAGAACACCGCCAAGCAGAUUCAGGGCAGACUUCACAGCGUAAAGAUCACGCAGAGGAAGGCUGAGAACCAGAUUAAAAUGGCUAAGAUGAUCAUGAUGAACGAGCUGAACAAACGGGCCAACCUAUUAAUAGAGCAGCUGGAGAAUAUCUCCAGCGGUUUUAAGCAGCAUCUGGAGGACCAGCUGCAGGGGGCUAUAGACCUUUGUAGCCAGCUGGAGCAUGUGCAGAACUUCAUCACCUGGGCGGUGGCACAUCACAGGAGGAACCCGCUGCUGUUCAGCAAAGAUCUGAUUGCUCUUCAGAUGCAGCAGCUCCUGGAGCCACUGAUCCACUCCGAAACAUGGACACCUCUGAAAAUAAAGUUCAACUGGGAUGCCAGUUUCUGGACCAAACAGAUCUCCGCUCUGGGUCAGCUGAGUGUCGAGGGAGGAAGUCGCUCAUACUCUGAGGGCGUGGGCCGGGCCGCGAUCCUGAGACCUCAGCCUGUUCCCUGCGUGUCCGUGCCGUCUCUGUGUUAUCCGCUGCGAGAGACAGACUGCAGCUAUCAGUCGUUCUGCCAGCACCAGCUCUGCUGCCUUCACUGCAGACCGGCGUCGUCUGUCCCGCUGGACAAGUACACACUUCCACUGGACAAGUACUCGGUACCUCACGCUCAGGAACCCAGCUGCAGUUCCCCUCCGAGCCUGCAGAGGUGCUGGAAUACUGACACCACGACCCAAGUGCACCCAUCCCAGAAUUCCACUCAGCGGAGCCCAGAUCCAGAGCCAGUGAAACGCCCUGCUGUGAGCGACGUUCAGCCCACAGAGCAGGAGAACUUUCCACAAAAACAGCGUGAAGAUCAAGUGGGUGAGGAGUGCAGUGAGGAUCGAGUCUCAGCACGGACAGAGGAAGACACGAGAAACCCCGGACCCUCAGACAUGCUGCUGCAGGACAGAGGAGGAUGUGGAGCGAGUGCCGAGAGCCCGGAGAGCAGGAGCGCGGUGUGCAGCAUCUCGGCAGAACCGGGAUCGUCAGGCAGCGCUUCAUACCAGCCCGGUUCUCUCGGGGUUAAUCAGCACCGAGGAACAGCAGCCGAGGAACAGGAGCACACGGUACAGAGGCUGGAAAACACAAGUCCUACUGAAAGAAGUCCAGACGAUGUGAUGACCCGGCUUCAUCCACACAGCUGUGAUGGUUCUUCUCAGACAGUCUACAAGACUGAGCCAGAUAACGUUUAUGCAUAUUCUUCUGAAAACACCAGCUGUACGAAUCCCACUAAAUACAGCAUACCGAGAAAAGUUCAAGACACCAGCAGAAAAGUUCCUGAAGGUUCUAAGGUACCAGUUGUGUGUCUGAAACGUCUGAAGAUCCUGGUGUCCAGAUGUCCACCACAGGGACACCACAGCACAGCUCCUCCAGCUGACUCCACUCUGAAGUGUGAAGGCAUCGUGUCCCAGGAGCUGGACAGAGAACUUAGUGCUGAGGAGGAAUCCAAUGAAGAUCCAGGACAGAGAGUGGAGGUGGAUCAGAUUCCUUGUGAGCCACUGUUAGCAGAACAUCUUCCAUGCAGCACAUCACCUGUUGAUUCAGAGUCAUCACUGCAGGAGCUAUGCAACCGAAGCAUGGAAUUUUCAGCACCCAGUGCUGCAUCGGCCCAAUCCAGCAAUCUGGAACCUUCCACACCACCUGAAACUGAACAUGCUUCUGAACCCAAUCCAUCUGAACCCAGAUCAGUGCUGGCGUCUGACUCGCAGCUUGACUCCACAGUGGAAGCUGACUUCGGCUCAGAUGCAGAACUGGAAUCAGAACUUCAAAUUGAAACGGAUCCGAGCUCCACAUCGGAACCACAAAUUGAAUCGGACUCAGAAUCAGACCUUGAAUCCGAACAGAUUCCGUUGCUCUCCGGCGAGUCCGAGCAGGAGCUGGGAUCGGAUCCAGACUCCACCGCCGAAGUGACUCUGAAUCUGGAGCAGGAGUGUGAAUGGGAGGCGGAGCAAGUCAGUGCGGACGUGAGCGUGCAGGAGGAGGUGGGCGUGGUUGAGCGGGAGUGUGCGGAGGUGGACAGUGAGGAUUUUUGUGCCGUCUGCUCCAUUGGCGGCGAGCUACUGUGCUGCGAUUGCUGCCCCAAGGUCUUCCACCUGACCUGCCACGUGCCCUCGCUCCUCAGCUUUCCCACGGGCGACUGGGUGUGCACUCUGUGCAGAGACGUGCAGCAGCCAGAGGUGGAGUACAACUGCGAGGACUCCCGGCUGCCCCCACACGCCGCGCCAUCUGCCCUGCCGCCAUGUGACCUGAGGAAAUGUGAGAAGCUCACGCUGCUCAUCUACAGCAACAUCCUGAGCGCUCCGUUCCACGAGCCCGUCAGCCCGCUGGCUCGUCAUUAUUAUCAGAUCAUCAAGAGGCCCAUGGAUUUGUCUGUAAUCCGGAGCAGACUGAAGAGAAGCAGCUCGGCUCACUACAGCUCCAUCAGAGAGUUCGUGUCUGACGUCCUGCUGAUGUUUAAAAACUGCGCCAAGUUUAACUACCCGGACUCAGAAGUGGCUCAGGCUGGCCGCAGCCUCCAGUCCUUUUUCUUCUCCAAGCUCAGUGAGAUUUUUCCUGAGCUCAUCUGUCCUGCUCCUGAUGAGGACUCGGACAGCGAUGAUUACGAGGAGCCCGAGUGUGCGGCUGCCAUGGCCUUCCCCUGGCCUGAGAGGAGAGAGCAGAGCCACAGGAAGAGGAAGAGGAGGCGCUCGCUCACCUGGAGGAGACAUCAGUAUUAACCUCCUGUUCCAUGAUGGCUUUCUAAACCAUACGAGUUACACAGCUUCCCGAUUAAAGAGAGAGCUAAACCCAAUUAAAACCUUUUCUUUUCUAAGUUCCCAUCUUCUUCCUCCCUUAACUUUUAUAAUCCUGUGUGCCACUGUGUUCCAUAUUCACACAGCUGGAGCUUUAUAAACCCCAUCGCUGUGCUGCGAGGUUCUGCACUGGGACGGUCUCUCCAUGUCCGAGCUUCUCUUUGGAAAGGUUUUGAUAUCUCACAGGUUGCUGGCGACUGCUGCUUCAUGGAUGUAGAUGAGCAAUGUCCAUUAUUGUAUACAGUAAUAUACAGUAUAUUUAUUAUAGAUAAUGUGAUAUUGUGAUAUGUUUUUAUAUGCUUUAUAUGCCCUGUCUGUAACAAGCGUUUCCUUUUUCCUCCUGUAGUAACCCAUUAGACCUGUAGGGGGAGCAGUUUAUAUAACCUUAAGCCCAACAGCUGUUCACAUUGGACAGACUAUGUUGAAUUAAUUUUCUUUUGGCUAUUUAUCAAUGAAAAAUAUUCCUCCUAUUCUGGAGAGGAACGAGGAUUCUGAUUGGACGUUGCUAGGUAACUCGUUUUAAAUAUGUAUCACUUAAAUAUUAAUUUAGUAACGAUUCUAAAAUAUUCAAGGAAUGAAUUAUUUCUCAGGUAGAAGUGAAGGAGGAGUGCGGUUUAUUCCUCAGUAUAACUCGUGUACAGGGUAGACAUGAAAAUAAUAAUAAUAAUAAUAAUACUUUGUAAUAGUGUAGAAUUUGUUUAUUUUAUUCUCUUAUACUACUGUAAUUAUCUGGAUUAUUUGAUCGAUAUAUAGACUUCUGUUUGUACUUCAGCUCAUUUUGCUUCCUUCAUAUAAUCCCACUUUAAAUCAUUUACAGCUUUAUUUACAUUGUACAGUUGGACAUCAUCAGUAUCUACAUUUCUUUUCUAAUGCAGUACUUUUUAUUAUUAUGAUUAUUUUUUAAUCUGCUGUAUAAUCUGUACAGAUUGUAUAAAUAGUCUGUGGUGGAUCCUGGUUAUUAUCUGCUAAUAACUCAGACGUGACACCACUUCUCAGUUUAAUUUCCAUUUUUUGGCACAAACUGAGUGGAAAUGUUCUCACGCUGAAUAACGAUGUAAAUCCGAUCACUCUCGUACUCUCGACUAUGUUGCUGCUUUGUCAAUGUGCCAUAAACACUAUUCAUAGCACUGAAGAUUCCAUUUAAUCACAGAAACUGCAUGAUCACACAGUGAGGAGAUAAAGAUCCGCACUUGGACUGCUGAGUGUGGACGUCAUUAUAAUGAGCUGCAUUUAUCAGAAUUAAAACAUCCUGAAACUCA
Messenger RNA from Neoarius graeffei (lesser salmon catfish), 4912 nucleotides. It is a transcript of the gene trim66, whose product is annotated as tripartite motif containing 66. The record is from RefSeq and is a predicted model, not a curated record. The transcript is spliced from 18 exons. Lineage: Eukaryota; Metazoa; Chordata; Actinopteri; Siluriformes; Ariidae. Gene Ontology annotation, molecular function: protein binding; zinc ion binding. Bases 435 to 3578 code for a protein of 1047 amino acids.